Penicillium diatomitis is the source of this 885-nucleotide messenger RNA. Its product is annotated as cytochrome c1 heme lyase CYT2. Gene Ontology annotation, biological process: cytochrome c-heme linkage. The record is from RefSeq and is a predicted model, not a curated record. Bases 1 to 885 code for a protein of 294 amino acids. Lineage: Eukaryota; Fungi; Ascomycota; Eurotiomycetes; Eurotiales; Aspergillaceae. Gene Ontology annotation, cellular component: mitochondrion. The transcript has a single exon. Gene Ontology annotation, molecular function: holocytochrome-c synthase activity.
AUGGGCGCCAGCGCAAGUACUCCGUCUGCACCUGCAGAGCCUCCCGCGGCAACAUGUCCGGUCGACCAUAAAACCCGUGAAAUUUGGCUGCAACAGAACGGCGGCAAAGCGCCGCAUCCCGCGUCCUCUGCGCCGGCGCAAGACCAAGACUCAGAUCAAUUUCGACCAAAAUCACAACGGCCUUUAUCUACAGACCGAGAGAUCAGCAGUAUACCCCGGGCUGGCACUCCGGCCGCCGCCACAGCUUCUCCCGAAGCCAAGAAAGCAUCGCCAACGCCCUACGAAUCCUCUCCAUAUGCUGCCUCCCAUGGCGCUCCGUCCAAUGCCGAAGCCGAGACCGGUCACGACGAAGCCUCCGGCAAUUGGAUAUAUCCAUCCGAAAAACAAUUCUUCGACGCCUUGAUGCGCAAGGGUAAUACACCGGGCUCAACAUCAUCUCCGUCCGAGCUUGCGACAUCUGUCGCAUCUAUUAUCCCCAUCCAUAAUGCGGUCAAUGAGCGGGCGUGGCAACAGAUUCUUGACUGGGAGAACAAGGCACCUUCAACAGACCCCGGUAGCAAGAAGUGCGGAGGUCCCAAACUAUAUUCCUUCCGAGGUCUCGGAGUUGAUCCUCAAUUCCUGAGUCCACGUGCUCGCAUCAACGGGUGGCUUGGCUAUCAGCUUCCAUUUGAUCGACACGACUGGGUAGUUGAGCGCUGUGGAGGAGAACGGGUCGAGUAUGUGAUCGACUUCUAUCAAGGUAAAACAACCGCCGGUGCGGACAAGCCAGCAGGCCUUGCUGGAAAUGCAGGCCCUGGCAAACUGAGCUUCUAUCUUGACGUCCGACCGAAAUUGAACACCUACGAGGGCUGGAGGAUGAGAAUGAACAAGUUUGUUGGUUUGUGA